UUGAGGGACGACCCUGGGUCCUCCCGAGCCCUGGGGAUGGUUCUAAUGAGAUGAGGCCCCGGCCUUGCUCAGAGUCAUCCUGCUCCUUGGGGGUCCACGUGUGGCCCCUUGGGGGGGUCUGCCUGGACUGGGCUGUGCAGGAGAGGCCGCGUGGAGCACCCAGGCCGGCUGCUCAGGAUCCCCGGAAGCAUCGAGAACCUCCCCUGUGAGCUGCAGAGGAACUUCCAGCUGAUGCGGGAGCUGGACCAGAGGACAGAAGAUAAGAAGGCAGAGAUUGACAUCCUGGCUGCAGAGUACAUCUCCACAGUGAAGACGCUGUCUGCCGACCAGCGUGUCGCGCACCUGCAGAAGAUCCAGAGUGCCUACAGCAAGUGCAAGGAGUACAGCGACGACAAGGUGCAGCUGGCCAUGCAGACCUAUGAGAUGGUGGACAAGCACAUCCGACGGCUGGACGCGGACCUGGCACGCUUUGAAGCAGACCUGAAGGACAAGAUGGAGGGCAGCGACUUCGAGAGCUCUGCGGGACGGGGGUUAAAAAAAGGUCGGGGUCAGAAAGAAAAGAGAGGCUCCCGGGGCCGUGGCAGGAGGACCUCGGAAGAAGACACUCCCAAGAAGAAGAAGCACAAAGGAGGAUCCGAGUUUGCUGACACCAUCCUGUCUGUGCACCCCUCCGACGUGCUGGACAUGCCUGUGGACCCGAAUGAGCCCACGUACUGCUUGUGCCAUCAGGUGUCCUACGGGGAGAUGAUUGGCUGCGACAACCCGGAUUGUCCGAUUGAGUGGUUCCACUUCGCCUGCGUGGAUCUCACCACGAAGCCCAAGGGCAAAUGGUUUUGUCCACGGUGCGUUCAGGAGAAGAGGAAGAAGAAGUGAGGGAGAGGCUGUGGUCUGGCAGUGGAUGGAAGAGAAGUUGAUAUAUCCUUCACUCAUGUUGCAAUAUUUUCUUUCAUUUUAAAGCUACCUUGUUCCCACUGAUACUUUAGUAACUCAGCUGGCCAGUUGUGGUUCUGGAUCCUUCCAAAUGCAAACAAGAAAGCGCCACCUGUAUACACAGAGGAGCAGUCUUACAGGGCCUGCCGUGCGACUGGAAUCUCUUGACUUUUUAUACAGACUUGCCCAGCACUGAGCACGGUGGUCUCUGAAUGGGACCCGAGGGGACUCGGGUGUGUGAGAGCCAGGGCUGCCAGGCAGGGUGUGUGGUGCAGGUGGGCGGGGCGGGGUGGGGUGGGGUGGGUGGGCGGGGUGGACACGUCCUAGCCACCUAGGACUGUUCUCACAGCAAGGGGCCACGGUAAGCACACCUGUCCAUCAGCUGUGUGGGGUGCAGUGCAGUGGUGGCUGGGUUGCCCUCCGUGCUGUGUUCUGACCCUGACAUGGGUGACCCGGACUCUUGCUGAGGACACUGCUGACAAGCCUGGGAGAGGUCCCUCUGCCUCACCGUGCACUGCCUCAGCUGGGAUGGACCUUCUGGAACGAUCGUCUCUGACCACCAGGCUGAGGGCCACCAUGACCAGCACUGACUAGAGGUGGCCAAACAGUGGGGCUGGCGUUCGUUUCUCUGGAAAUUCCUGAUGUUUUUACUGUGAAGAUGAAAUUAUUGUUCUAGCAUGAAGAUCGUGGGGUGUGUGUCUGUGAAGUGAGCCUGUUGCUAGAUGAGCUAUGUCCAAGGGGACUACAAUGAUGUGACUUGAUUGUGAAGCUCUUGUGCCACAGUAGCAGUUCUAGAGUGAAGCUAGGAAACCAGUGUACUUUUGUUUAGUCAGCAUUCACCAAACCGGAAGUUGAGCCGUCUUUUUGGUUGUCAUUGGGGUAAAUGCAUCCACUUGGCCUGUUGAGAUGCACGUGUGGCCCAGGGGAAUCCCAAGGAUGGGGGGAGCAGUGUCUGCUGCACAGAGCGGGCCCGGGAGGUGGGGCUGAGGUGUGGAGUUCCUGUUUCUCAGGAGGAGGCAGUUUGUUCUCCCAUUUCCUAACCUUUGACCUGGAAGGGAAAGUAUACAGAGAGGAUCUUGGGAGGCUGUGCUCCCCAGCGGUGCCCCUUCCCACAAGGGGAUGUGAGCUCAGUGCCUGCUCAGGGCCAGGAGGAUGGUUCUGGUGCCUGACCUUUGCAGGAAGCCACUGGGCCUCAGGUGCCUGCAGGUGGGGUGGCUGCUGGCACGGGCCCCUCCCCAGGCAUCAAUACCGAGCACCGGAGAGGCAUAGGACCCCCAGGAAGGAGCAUCUGCCCAGCUCCUCCUGUAGCCUCGCAUGGUCCUCGUCUCAGCCAGGCCUGGAGCCCAGGGAGGUGUUUUUAUUUAAUCACUGAGCUUUUUAUUAGCAUAGAAAUGUAAAGAUGGCGAGGAGUGAGUUGAGGAAGCCUUUCCUGCCUCCAUCUUUGGUGGUGUUUCAUGGAGGGGUGGGUAAGUACAGGGCAUUUGUAAGGAGGCGAUGCCGGGGGAUACUUUAGCUGCUAAGCUUCUGUAAUGUUUGCGCGUCACCUUUGAACACUGCAUACCUAUUUCACCACUGGAGAGAAAGGGUGUGUGUGGGUGAGGCUUCCCCAGGAGGGUGACUGGCCCCUGCGCCUGCAGCUGUUCUCGCACACGACGGUGCCACCAGCCACCAUCCUGCUUGUGACUUUUUUAAGUUUCUGUGUUCAUCUGUUUUAGUGUUUACUUUGCAGUUAGAAUAACGUCGCCACGAUCCCCUGCACGGAGUGUGGGUAGAGACUUUCCUGGCGGUCAGUGCUGCCAGCCCAUGGGGAGACACUCAGGAAUGGCUGUCUGGGUGGAGAGCACCUCAUGCCACGGCCGGCUCCGCUGCCCUGGGAGCACAGGAGCCCCGCUGCUCAUGCCGUCUAAGUGAGCAUCCUCCCCACGGCCUGCCGCCUUUGUCCCUGCGUGACCUGGGCGUGGUCUUGGGACAGACCCCCCUCAGCCCUUCCCAGACCUGUCUCCUGUGUGAGGGGUCCCUCUGCUGGCUGUGGGCUUUACCUGGAAGGGAAGAGGCGCAGCUCUGUCUUCAGUGCCGCGCGGUCAGUGAGUAGUCUGAAAAGCCUCCAGGUGCUAUGUUAGAAAAAAAUGGUAAGCCCAGCCCCGGAAUCUGAGCCUGGGAGACUGUCCACACAGCGGCUGGCUGUCCCUCCCCAUGUAGGUGCCAGGCCACAGGGUUCAGUGUCUUCCAGUCUGCCUGGGGCUUCCCUAGAAGCAGCCCUGUGGACCAAUGACUGCCAGAGGGUUUGCUGGGCUUGGGGGGGGGGCAGCAGCCAGUUGUGUCUCAGGCCCGUUCCAGGCAGCCACACCACACUUUGCUUCCUGGCCUCUCCCCAGUAGCCGUUGGCAGGGGCUGCUUGAGCAGUGACGCCGUCUAGGGAGCGGCGCCUGCACGGCCGUGGAGCCGAGGGGCUGCUGCAUCUGAGGCUCGGGGCUCAGUCUUCAUGGGAUCAGUGCCAGGAGGGAUGUACACGGUGGGUGUCAGGUCUCUGGGCCUUCCUGCGUUUCUAGUGACCAGGGCCGGUCUUCGUUACCUGGGAAGUCUGAGGACAGCGUCCCCUGUGGAGAGAGGUCUGGGGAGUCCCUACCCUCAAGUCAUCCAAAAAGACGAUGCAGCUGCGACAUGAAUGUUACCUUUUAUUUUCAAGGAAUUGUUACCUGUGUUCCCUUUGUAAAGGAAAGAUAAUAUUGUAAAUCUUUUUAUUAAAUAAUGUAAAGAUGUAUAUCUGUAUUUUUGGAUCAUGUUAUAGAUUAUGGAUAUAUUGUUUAAUAAAUAAAGUAUUUUUUGGAACAAA
Molecule: messenger RNA, 3763 nt
Organism: Oryctolagus cuniculus (rabbit)
Lineage: Eukaryota; Metazoa; Chordata; Mammalia; Lagomorpha; Leporidae
Source: RefSeq, a predicted model, not a curated record